Molecule: messenger RNA, 2500 nt
Organism: Lasiosphaeria miniovina
Lineage: Eukaryota; Fungi; Ascomycota; Sordariomycetes; Sordariales; Lasiosphaeriaceae
Exons: 2
Coding region: 206-2068 (620 amino acids)
Biological process (GO): spliceosomal tri-snRNP complex assembly; mRNA splicing, via spliceosome
Cellular component (GO): U4/U6 x U5 tri-snRNP complex; precatalytic spliceosome; U4 snRNP
Source: RefSeq, a predicted model, not a curated record
AAUUAAGCCACUGAUCUGAACUCCAGCUCCAGUGUAAAGUCCCAGCAGCCGCUGUAGCCUUGGCAGCCUCAUCGUCCAACACCAGUGCAGGCGCCCCAGCGGCCAGAACCCAAACUUUCUUCCUCACUUCUUUACCUUCAACGACCCCCAAAUAAAAGUCGCGUCACAACUCGAUACGCCGCGCUAUUUGACGGCAACCUUCAGAAUGUCGACGCUUGCGGACGAGCUACUCCAGGACUUCGAAGACUCCGGCUCUGAUGCCGGAGGCGACGACCCCCAAGAUGACUUCUUAGACGACGGCGCCCUUUCACUUGGUGCCGAUGCAAAUGGCGACUCAGCAAUGAAUGACGACGACGAUGAGGCGGCCGAUCUAGCAGGCGGGGACGGCGACAGCGAUAGCAGCGGCGACAUGAUGAACGGGGUGGUCGACGACGUAGCUGGCCGCACCGACGACCCCGACGAGGCUAAGGCAAAGAUUGAAAAGAUGCAGCUGGGCGACGUUCGCGAUGUCCGGGCCGUUGCUGGACUCAUGAAGACCCUGACGCCAGUCCUCGAGAAAAUCGAACAUUACCAAUCAAAACCCGCCGAGUCGACCGACAUAGGCAGUGUCGAGGACCAUCCCGAAUACCAUCUUCUCACACAGUCGAACAGCUUGUCCACAUCGAUCGACAACGAGAUAGUUCUCGUACACAAGUUUAUCCGCGACCACUACUCAGUUCGGUUCCCUGAACUCGAAACCCUCAUCACCAAUCCUCUCGAGUAUGCAAAGGUUGUCGCUAUCCUGGGCAACGGCCCCAUGGACUCAGAAAGCAUCAAGGCGCUGCAAGUGUCGACGGACAACCCCCUUGGCGUGACGCUCAAGUCAGUGCUCGACGGACCGUCCUUGAUGAUUGUCACAGUUGAGGCUACCACGUCCAAGGGCCAGGCUAUGCCACAAGACAAGCUCGAGCGCGUGGUACAAGCUUGCGAGAUGGUGAUAGCGCUCGACAAAGCCAAGAAGACCCUCACCGAAUACGUACAGUCGCGUAUGAACAUAUUUGCGCCUAACCUCACAGCACUUAUCGGCUCCCUCACAGCGGCGCAGCUGCUCAACCAAGCCGGCGGUCUCACCGGCCUUUCCAAGGCGCCAGCAUGCAACCUCCCCGCGUGGGGAUCCAAGAAACAGGCUAGCGCAGCCCUUGCGACCAACGUUGGCAUACGGCAGCAGGGCUUCAUUUUCCAGUCGCCAAUCCUCCGAGGUAUUUCAAACGAUCUCAAAAAGCAGGCCAUGAAGAUGUUUGCAAACAAGAUUGUCAUGUGCGCGCGUUGCGACUGCUUCCACCAGUUUCGUGAUGGGUCCGAGGGCGAACGGCUAAAGGACGAGUGCCUGGACCGUCUCGACAAGUUACACCAAAAGCCUCUAAACAAAGGCGCCCGCGCCCUCCCAGCGCCGGACGACAAGCCCAGCAGGAAGCGUGGAGGCCGGCGUGCCCGCAAGGCGAAGGAGGCCACGGCGAUGACAGACCUCCGCAAGGCGCAGAAUCGCAUGGCAUUUGGCAAAGAGGAGAAGGAGGUGGGCUACGGAGUGGGCGACAGUACAAAGGGCCUCGGCAUGAUCGGAGCACGGGAUGAUGGACGUCUUCGUGUUGCGCAGAUCGACCAGCGCACGCGCGCCAGGUUGAGUGCCAAGAGCAAGGGGUGGGGCGGCGCAACCUCUCUCGCCAGCGGCAGCGCGUCCUCGCUCAAGGGCUUUGGUGUCGGUGGCAUGGGAAAAAUCAGCCUGGCGAGCAGCAAGGGUCUGCGUGCCUCAGGUGUGGGUUCCACGGUGGGCUCAAUUGCGGGCACGGUUUCCUCGCUCGCCUUUACGCCGAUGCAAGGCUUGGAGCUUGUUGAUCCCAAAGUCCAAGCAGAGCUCAGUCGCAAGCGCAAGGCAGACGAGGAUCGAUACUUCAAAGGCGGGACAUUCACGCAGAUCCAGGGUUCCAGCGCGGCGGGGAGCAACGACGGGUUCAAAAAGCCUGAUUUACCUCCGAGAAAAAAGAUUGACACUGGCGCGACCAAGUCCUCUGCGCCAUCAUUUGUACGCUAGAUGAUGGCAUUCUGUCAUGACAUCGGCUUUUUCUUUUUUACGUACUAUGGGGAGGGGCGAGUCAGGGGCGAGUGGGGUUACUCUGCGAUCAUCGUUUACUGGCGUCUUGGAAGAAGGCCGUCCGUUGCUUGUACUUUUAAUUUUUUCCCCAUGUCACAUUUGGGACGCUAUACCCGUGGAAGAUCAACUGGGGUCGGAGGUAAUCUAAGAGGUACCAACUCAAACGGUUUCUCGUCUACCUUUCAAGGUUAACUUUGCCUGCGGAUACCUUAGGACGGUAGGCACAUAGCUGGUAGACAGGAAUGCUCGUUUUAAGUAUCGCCCCUAGGACCUCGGGUGGUAUGUCUUAUUCGUGGACGCGCGGCUCGCCUUACCUUAGAUUUGCGAUAACACGUCAGACCCGUAGCUUGCCUGAACGUUGUUAACUUGAAU